Capra hircus (goat) is the source of this 5593-nucleotide messenger RNA. It is a transcript of the gene PREPL, whose product is annotated as prolyl endopeptidase-like. Gene Ontology annotation, molecular function: serine-type endopeptidase activity. The record is from RefSeq and is a predicted model, not a curated record. The transcript has 16 exons. The coding region runs from base 538 to 2721 and encodes 727 amino acids. Lineage: Eukaryota; Metazoa; Chordata; Mammalia; Artiodactyla; Bovidae. Gene Ontology annotation, cellular component: Golgi apparatus; cytoskeleton. Gene Ontology annotation, biological process: proteolysis.
CUAGCUCUCGGCGACACUGGGUAGGCAGUGGUUCUGCUAGCUGCAGAACGCAGUCUUCGGCAGGACGCGGUCGAGGUGACAGCUGCACUCCUUCCUGCGAGGUUCGGGUCCUCUGGGCGUGCCUUUACUCGUUUCGGUAUCUAGAGCCAGGCUGACUUUCAAUUUGCGAGGAAGCUAAGCACGGGUGCUAAGUGCAGGAGUGAAGACCUGAAUCCAGUUUGCCCAUGUGUGUACCAGAAUCAGUGCUGCAUAGUUUGAGCCUGAUAAGAUUGACCUUACUAAAGAGACAUUUAAGUCACAUCUGCCAAGAAAUAUGACUUGAAUGAAACUAACUUGUACAAGUUUUCAAUACUUUUAACCUGAGUUAUCAGCUGUCUGCAGUUAUUUGUAACCUGAGGGGUACACAGCCCCAAAGGGGAAAGUUAAGAGCUGCAGAUCUUAGAUGCUCUGAGAACCCACUGCUGUACAGUCAUUCCUAUGAAAAUCAUUCAUGUGCUGGCAGCCCAUAAGAGAGCGUAAACCAGGGACUUUGAUACCAUGCAGCAGAAGAGCAAACUGUUUCUCCAGGCUUUGAAGUAUAGUAUUCCUCACCUUGGGAAAUGCAUGCAGAAAGAGCACUUGAAUCACUGUAACUUCGCUGAUCAUUAUUUCAAUAGAAUAAAAUUGAAAAAAUAUCACCUAACCAAGUGUCUGCAGAAUAAACCCAGGAUCUCAGAGUUAGCAAGAAACAUCCCAAGUCGGAACUUCUUAUGUAAGAAUUUUCUGUCUAGUAAACAGGGAAACGAAAAACCCCUUUCAGAAAACAUGGAUGCGUUUGAAAAAGUGAGAGCAAAAUUAGAAACACAGCCACAAGAAGAAUACGAAAUCAUCAAUGCAGAGAUUAAACAUGGUGGUUUCGUUUAUUAUCAAGAGGGCUGCUGCUUGGUUCGUUCCAAAGAUGAAGAAGCAGACAAUGAUAACUAUGAAGUUUUGUUCAAUUUGGAGGAACUUAAAUUAGAGCAGCCCUUCAUUGACUGUAUCAGAGUUGCUCCUGAUGAAAAAUAUGUAGCUGCCAAGAUAAGAACUGAGGAUUCUGAAGCAUCUACUUGUAUAGUUGUGAAGCUCAGUGAUCAGCCUGUAAUGGAAGCUUCUUUCCCAAAUGUGUCUAGUUUUGAAUGGGUAAAGGAUGAAGAAGAUGAAGAUGUUUUAUUCUACACCUUCCAGAGGAACCUUCGCUGUCAUGAUGUAUAUCGAGCCACUUUUGGUGAUAACAAACGUAAUGAACGUUUUUACACAGAAAAAGACCCAAGUUUUUUUGUCUUCCUUUAUCUUACAAAAGACAGUCGUUUUCUCACCAUGAAUAUCAUGAGCAAGACCACUUCUGAGGUGUGGUUGAUAGAUGGCCUGAGCCCUUGGGACCCACCAGUACUUAUCCAGAAGCGAAUCCAUGGGGUCCUUUACUAUGUGGAACAUAGAGAUGAUGAGUUAUACAUUCUCACUAAUGUUGGCGAGCCUACAGAAUUCAAGCUAAUGAGAACAGCAGCUGAUACCCCUGCUAUUAUGAAUUGGGAUUUGUUUUUCACAAUGAAGAGAAAUACCAAAGUUGUAGACUUGGACAUGUUUAAGGAUCAUUGUGUUCUCUUCCUGAAGCAUAGCAAUUUACUUUAUGUUAACGUGAUUGGUCUGGCUGACGAUUCAGUUCGGUCUCUAAAGCUCCCGCCUUGGGCCUGUGGAUUCAUAAUGGAUACAAAUUCAGACCCAGAGAACUGCCCCUUUCAGCUGUGCUCUCCAAUACGUCCCCCGAAAUAUUAUACAUAUAAGUUUGCAGAAGGCAAACUGUUUGAGGAAACUGGGCAUGAAGACCCAAUAACAAAGACUAGUCGUGUUUUACGUAUGGAAGCCAAAAGCAAGGAUGGAAAAUUAGUGCCAAUGACUGUUUUCCAUAAAACGGAUUCUGAGGACUUGCAGAAGAAACCUCUCCUGGUACAAGUGUAUGGAGCUUAUGGAAUGGAUUUGAAAAUGAAUUUCAGGCCUGAAAGGCGGGUGUUGGUGGACGAUGGCUGGAUAUUAGCAUAUUGUCAUGUUCGGGGAGGUGGUGAGUUAGGCCUCCAGUGGCACGCUGAUGGCCGGCUAACUAAAAAACUCAAUGGCCUUGCUGACUUAGAGGCUUGCAUUAAGACGCUUCAUGACCAAGGCUUUUCUCAGCCCAGUCUAACAGCCCUGACUGCUUUCAGUGCUGGAGGGGUGCUUGUGGGAGCACUGUGUAAUUCUAGUCCAGAACUGCUGAGGGCUGUGACUUUGGAGGCACCUUUCUUGGAUGUUCUCAACACCAUGAUGGACACUACACUUCCUCUGACAUUAGAAGAAUUAGAGGAAUGGGGGAAUCCUUCAUCCGAUGAAAAACACAAGAACUACAUAAAACGUUACUGUCCCUGUCAAAAUAUUAAACCUCAGCAUUAUCCUUCAAUUCACAUAACAGCUUAUGAAAAUGACGAACGUGUACCUCUGAAAGGAAUCGUAAGCUAUACAGAGAAGCUCAAGGAAGCCAUCGCAGAGCAUGCUAAGGACAGCGGGGAAGGCUAUCAAGUCCCCAAUAUUAUUUUAGAUAUUCAGCCUGGAGGCAAUCAUGUGAUUGAGGAUUCUCACAAAAAGAUUACAGCCCAAAUUAAAUUCCUGUAUGAGGAACUUGGACUUGACAGCACCAGUGUUUUCAAUAAUCUUAAGAAAUAUCUAAAAUUCUGAAAUGCUGCUUUCAUUGGGAACUGGAAACACACUGAAGUCUUUCAUAGUCAUAUUUCCAAUUACGUUCACAAAAGUGAGUUUUUUAAGUUAGUAAAUAAUUUUUAAAAAAUGUUAUUCUCCAUCCAAAUUUGGUUUCAUAUACAGCUCACUUGCUUAUACGAAUGUCUCCACUGAGGCACAUGCCCCUUAACCCAGGAAAGUAAUUUUCUAACCAUGCUGCAUAGAAGCACAUAGAGAAGGGAGUGAGGGAAGGGCUGCUGACAGCAGAAGUCUCCCCCUUCUCCUGUCAGAACAGCUUAGUUUUACUGUAAUAUUCUUUGAACAGUUUACACACCAAGGUCCUAUUUCUGCUAGUGAAAAAUUUUAGGCACUCUGGCAAUUAAGUCAUCCUCCAGUUUCUAUACCUGCUUUUUAUGGAAGAAGGUAAUGUGUUUCCCAUUAAAAUUCAUUAGAUCUUUCUAAUCAUCCGUGCUUCCCAUUAAAAUUCAUUAGAUCUUUCUAAUCAUCUGGAGUCCUAGGUGCUCUGAUCAUCUUUUAUUGAUGUUAUUUCAAAAAGUUACAAGUACCUGCAAGUGAUCAUUUUCUUUUAAACAUUUUAUUAUUCUUGAAACACAUUUAAGAACCUUCCCUAAAGCAGUUUCACUCAAGUUACAGAAAUAUAUCAGAAUUAAUGGCCAUUCGGGACUUCCCUGGAAGUCCAGUGGUUAAGUCUCCACUCCCAGUGUAGGGGGCACAGGUUUGAUCCCGGGCCAGAGAACUAGGAUCCUACAUGCCACAUGGUGCAGCCAAAAAAAAAAAAAAGAAUUAAUGACCACUCAUAAAGUUUACCCAGAGCAUGCUGCUAUAUGUGAAGUUACUGCAAAUGCUUAGACUAGAACGGAAUGCCAGUGUCUCCAUCUCUUUCAUAGAGGUGCCUAACACAAGCUGUACAGUAUGUUUAAUACCCUGGAAUAGCAUGCCCGGUUGGAAACAAAACAUCUAUCUUUGAAAGCUGUUUGACGAUGAAGGAGAUUCCUAGUGUUGUAUUCAAGGAUGAGUCCUUCUCCACUGGCCAGUGUGACAGCAUGCGUGUCAACUUCACGGCCACUGUAGGCAGAAUUGGUACUUAACCUUAUCCUCACUCUUGUGGGAAUAUUUGAAAUCAUUUCCUUUAGAUUUAGCAGUGAUGAUUCUCCAAAAUUCAGAACCAUGAGGAAGACUUUGUUUAUCCCAUCCAGCUCUCUUGUGUACAUGAUAGAAUGGUUGUCAUUCCUCAAGUAGCAAAACCACCCCCUGCUGAGGAGCAGCUCAUUGGCAUGAAGCAGGCUUAAUUCUUGAUAUAACUUCAGUGCUGAUCUGGGCUGAGUCUUUUGGACCUAUUUAAAAAAAAAAAAAAGAAUAUUAACAUAAAUGUUUGAUUCUUAGAGUAUCAAGAAUUAUUUCCCAAGAAAACUUCCUUCAAUUUUGUCCCUUAAAAUAACUACUAAAUUUUAAGUAUGACUAAGUAGGGAAGCAUAGUCCAAGGGAUAGCAAAGAAUCAGACAGGACUGAGACUGAACCGGAUGGUUUAUUUAGCUGCUAAUAGCAACUACAGGUAGGGUUUCACCUUGUCUGGAAGUCCUUGCAGAGUGCACAGUUUUCUGCUACAUUUUGGCCACAGCUGAUUUGGACGUCAAAUUUGACUCCACUAAAUGUCCAUAUCUAAUUUAACGGAUAUUUAACUUGCCCAAAUAAAUCCCUUUAUGCUACAUUUAACUGGCAGAAAAGCAGCCAUCCUGGCCAUGGACUCCAGGGACUUCUGUUGAAUUGGGGUUUCUCUGUUCUCUUUUGUAGAAUAAUGUGUAGGUUGGUGUAACUUCAGGAGAUGCUAGUUAUGAACAGAAAAUUGCAAAAAAGGAUGCAAAGCAAAAUGCUGUCUGAAGUGAAAGAGAUUGCACUACAUUUUUUUUUACCCAUAAAAGUAAUAUAUGUCCAUUAAGAUUGAGGUAAAUUUUAUAGCUAUAUAAAACAGACAUAAUUUAAUGUUAUGUUUUUCUUGUUUUUUUCCUUUAACAUUUCAAACAUCUUCUGUUAUUAAAUGUCAUUUUAAUGGCAGACUAAUAAUCCAGUUGAAUGGUUAUACCAUACUUAACCAUUUCCUUUCAUUUUGACAUUUAAGUUUCUAAUAUGCUUCCCCCAAAUUUGCAUUAUUUAUUUAUGACACAAAUAUCAGAAAGACAAUUACUGUGUCAAGGAGUAUGGAUACUUGAUACAUAAUGCCAGAUUUGUCUUCAUAUAAUCUGUUACCAAGUCAGUGAUAACAUUCAUUCAUUAUAGUCUUGCCAGUCAUGUUGACUUCAGCAGUAGUGGUGGUUAUUUGGGGCAGGUGUCUAAUGUGUGGUACUUAAUAAAUGUCCAAAAAAAAUGUCUAUUCUGUGUUUAUCAGGUACAGAGGUAUUUAUGGUACAUGCAUAUGGUAUAUGUAUAUGACUUGUCAACUUACUAUUAACAUUUUGUAUAGCCUUAGAUAAUGCAUGAAAAAGCAUAGUUCAGUGCCGCUUACAUAAAAAGUGCCCAGUGAGUGUUGUUACUUUUAUCUACUUGAUUUACCACUUUCUAGAGGUAUGUAAUUGUGAUUUCUUAGUUUCUCUUUGCAAUUCUCAGAGUACUUGUUUUAUAUAUUUUGAAGCUAUUGUUAGAUGCAUAGAUUCCUGAUUUAUAGUGGAAUGUUCUUUUAUCAAUUCUUGAAAACUGCCUUUGUCUCAUAAUGCUUUUCGUAUUGAAUUCUAUUUUGUCUGCCAUUAAAUAUUUCCCCACCUGCUUUUUGUAACUUUAUUUUUUAAAAUAGACAAUGCAUGCGUACAAUACAAAAUUCAACUAUCAGAAUAAUAUACAAAUAAAAUGGUUUUCUUCA